Molecule: messenger RNA, 2915 nt
Organism: Elgaria multicarinata webbii
Lineage: Eukaryota; Metazoa; Chordata; Lepidosauria; Squamata; Anguidae
Product: H-2 class II histocompatibility antigen, A-U alpha chain-like
Exons: 5
Coding region: 17-802 (261 amino acids)
Biological process (GO): immune response; antigen processing and presentation
Cellular component (GO): MHC class II protein complex; membrane
Source: RefSeq, a predicted model, not a curated record
CCUUGGGGGAGCAAGCAUGGCAGCACCAGGAAGCCAAGGGGUCUCGGCUGGGCCCCUCCGCCUGGGUCUGGGGCUGCUGAUCCUGCUGGGUGCUGAGCUCGGGCGAGGAGAGGACAUCCUGUCGCAGGUGGCCUUCGUCCAGAGGACCCUCGAGGACCCCAAGGGCCCCGGGGAGUUCAUGUUCGAGUUUGACGACGACGAGAUCUUCCACGUGGACCUGGAGAAGAAGGAGACCAUCUGGAGGCUGCCAGACUUCAAGGAGUUCACCAGCUUCCAGGCCGAGGGUGCCCAGGGCAACAUCGCCGUCCUGCGCUCCAACCUGGACAUCCUCAUGAAGCGCUCCAACAACACCCCUGCCGAGAACGUUCCUCCGAAGGCGACGGUGUACCCACAGAAGCCGGCGGAGCUGGGGGAGCCCAACGUCCUGAUCUGCCUGGUGGGCGACUUCUCUCCCCCCGUGGUGAACAUCACGUGGCUGAAGAACGGGCAGGUGGUGACGGAGAGGGUGGAAGAGACGGAUUUCUACCCCAACAAGGACAACUCCUUCCGGAAGUUCUCCUACCUGACCUUCAUCCCCGCCAGGGACGACGUUUACUUCUGCCAAGUGGAACACUGGGGGCUGGAGCAGCCCCUCGUCAAGGAAUGGAACCCCAACAUGCCGGAGCCCCUCCCGGAGACAACGGAGAACGCGGUGUGUGGCCUGGGCCUGGCCGUGGGCAUCGUGGGCAUCAUUGUGGGCACCGUCCUCAUCUUUAAGAGCCGGCAGAUGAACGGAGGCAGAUACCGCCCGGGGCCCCUGUAAAGGAGGCGCAGGGCUCCAGUUCCGCCCCACGAGAUCCGCUCCUGCCUUCGUGUGAACUUCCAGGAUCCCUCCUCGCCAACCAACGCUGCUCCUUCCUUGGCAACGCUUUCCCCCUCCUUGAUCCGCUUGGAGAAUUUUGGGGGGGGAGUCACUUUGCUGGCGCUCUCUGAUUCCCCGCAAACCGAGUCCCUGGUCUCUCUCUCCCCAAACCUGUGUUCACCUUGCAAUGGGCCAGCAGGGCAGACGAUGGCCCCUCAGGGGACCCAAACAGGGUGUGCCCAGAGUGAUGCCCCAAGGACAGCCCCCCCCGGGGGGUGCGAAUUCCAGCCCCGUCGGGGACAAAGCAGCAUUUUCCUGAUUAGUUUGGCAGUAAAGCAAGACCCUGUUCUUUGAUUUCCCAAAUGGGCUCCACUCUGGCAUCUCUCCCCAAGAGGGAAGGGAGAAGUCGAUUCCCUCCAGGAAGCCGUGGAGGUGGACGGGGCCUGAGACGCCGCCUGUCUCCUCUUGCUGCCUGUGGGCUCUCUGAGGAGGCCCCGUUCCUCGUCCCCGAGAAACUCAGCAAAGAUCCUGGGGUGGCCCUAGGGUGGAGCAUUUAGGCCACUGCUUCCUGCCUCUCCAGGGGUUUGUUGAGCCUGCUCUGGCUAUUCGAAGCAAAGCCGCAAUGGAAUCAGUUACCUAGGGAGGUUGUGGGCUCUUCCACACUAGAGGCAUUCAAGAGGCAGCUGGACAACCAUCGGUCAGGGAUGCUUUAGGAUGGAUUCCUGCAUUGAGCAGGGGGUUGGACUCGAUGGCCUUGUAGGCCCCUUCCAACUCUGCUAUUCUAUGAUUCUAUGACUUGGAAGUAGCCUCAGAGAUCAUAUAGCCCACCCCCCUGAUCAGUUAUAGCAUCCGGCUGGACAUCAGGAAAAAAAUCCUGACUGUUUGAGUGGUACAACAAUAGAAUCCAUGACCUAGGGAGGCUGUGGGCUCUCCCACACUAGAGGCCUUCAAGAGGCAGCUGGGCAGCCAUCUGUCAGGGAUGCUUUAGGGUGGAUUCCUGCAUUGAGCAGCGGGGGUUGGACUCAAUGGCCUUUAGAGGACCCUUCCAACUCUACUAUUCUAGGAUUCUAUGAUCCCCGACAAAUGGCUAUCCAGCCUCUGCUUAAAGGCCUCCAAUGAAGGGGAUCCCACCACCUUCCAAAGAUGUCUGUUCCACACAGCUGGACCAUGGUUAGGAUGCAUCUCCUGCUGUUUAGCUGAAAUCCUUGCAAUUUGCACCCGUUGGUCCUAAUCCUGCCUUCUGGAACGACAGAGAACAAACCCGCUCCGUCUCCUGUAUGGCUGCCUGUCAGAUCUUCAGAGAUGGCGAUCACGUCUCCCCUUCAUCUCCUCUUCUCCAAGCUGGACAUGCCCAGUUCUUCAGCCUUUCCUCGUAGAACUUGUUUCCUGUAAUGUUGAACAUCUUCAUUGCCCUCCUCUAAACCGAGCCCAAUUCCUUUAUAUUCUUCUUAAAGUGUGGCACCCAGAACUGAGCAUAGUACAGCAGAUGAAAUUUGACCAGUGCAGAAAGAUCAGGAUAGGCUUCUGCGAAAUGCACCCUAAGAUGGCUUUUUUAACAGCUGCAUCACGCUGUGGGCUCAUUCAUUACAAUGCUAAGCAAUAUGAGGUCUGCUGGCAGCAAAACCCCUCCUCCAGGCUUCCUCUCAGGGAAAUCACUCAUAGCAAGUUCUUCUUUGGUCAGUGGUUGAUAAAGGGCGCUUCCAGACAGAGAACUCCGAGCGCUACGUAUUAGAAGGCACUGUGCAACUAUCCUGUCUUUUACUCCUUAAUUGGUUUUCUGCAGUAAGAGAAAAGAUGGAGGAAGUGGUAGGUGAACACAGGAGGGUCCCAAGUGGAAGACGGUGACAUCUGCACGCCUGUAAAGUCUUGUGACUGAGGCAGGACAAUGGCAUCAUAAAAGCCUCCUCUGAAAACACCCCAAGAAGAACUGGGUUUGCAUGUGCUGGGAGAGGGUCUUUGAUUUUGCAUUGUAACCAUAUUUCCUGUGGGGUCUCGUAUGUCGUGCCCACCUCUCGCAUACUUUCAUGUUGUCACCUUACUGAAGUUUAAAUAAAUUAGAUUGUGCUUGUCUGAA